UCUUACAAUGUCCGGUUAAAGUGUCCGUAAAGUGUUGGUUACCUAACCGUAAUGUCGUCGGUUAAAUACCGGUUACCGUAGCUUAAAACAAUCCGUUCUUACAACCUUCGAUUAACGAUCGUAUAACUAACCGUCAGUUAUAAUACAAGUGAUUCCCAAAACAACCGCGCAUGACCAAAUUUUAAUGUUCUACGCAUGCGUCGUUCUCGAGUUAUCAUUUAUUAUUGUUGUUAUCAUUUAUCAGUCAGAUAAUUCGAUAUAAUAUUGCAUAGUCCUAUAGUGUUAUAUGUUCUUCAUUUGUGUCUGUUUCGUUUUUUAAUUUUGAAAAACAUGUCGAAAAAUAAUAUGAAGAGACCUCGUUGCACUAAUUUCUCUGCAACAGAAGAGAAUACGUUGGUCGAGUUGGCCGCAAAAUAUUCUAACGUGUUGGAGUGUAAAAAAUCAGACCACGAUGUUUGGCAGUCGAAAAUUGCUGUAUGGAUGAAAAUCCAAGAACAAUUCACUGCCACAACAGGCAGUUUAAGAGAAGUCCAAAAUUUAAAGGAUAAGUAUGAGAACUUGAAAAGGAAAGCCAAGAAGACGGAAGCGGACAGGAAAAAGGAGGUUUUCAAAACAGGAGGUGGAAUUGCACGUUCCACUAUAGCACCCUCAGCAACACAUAAUGUCUUAAUUGAAAUCAUGGGGUCAUCAGCAGUAGGGCUACAAAACAUUUUUGACGGAGACAAAACAGGAAAACCAUUAGUGAAUACAGAGGACAUAGAGAUUGGUCAAGUACGUAAUUUGGAUGAGGAGUUCAUAUAUGCAUAUGAUGAUUCAGUAGAUCAACCUGAAACUGUUAUUGUAGGUAAUCCUGUGGUAGUUCUCUCAGCUGAUACUGUAGAGCAUGUGGAUCAUCCUGAAACCGUAUUUGUAGAUAAUCCUAUAGCUGUUGUCACACCUGAUACAGUGCAACAACAACAUAUGUGGGCCAAGUGGAAUCCAGAAGUCUUGAAAAAUAAUAAAAGUGCGGAGUUAAUGACCCCUCUUGCUUUAAAAAAAAAUAUUAAGACCACUUUAGGGGACAGCGUAAAAAAGUAUUCGUUAGAAAAGGUGAAUUUAAUAAAAAAACAAUCACAAUAUUUUGAGAAUGAAGAGAAAAGGGCUCAGGAGAAACACAAUGCCGAAGAAUUGCGAGCUCAAGAAAAACAUGAGUGGGAACGAGCACAUUACAAAUUAAUGUGUGAUAAGUUGAGGUAUGAAGUAAUUGAUUUAAAACAAGUAAUUAUUGAUAAUUUUGUUAAUACAAUGUUGGGUGCAUGUGUAGAUAUGUAGUAUAAUAUAGGUAUAAUUUAGCAGUCAGGGGUGGACUGGAAGGUAAACGGCACAGUAUUCUACAACAAUUUACUAAAUAAUAUUGUUUACUAUAAUAUCUUGCUUAAUAUUGUACUGAACUCAAACAUAUAUACCUCCCAAAACAAGGUUUAUGCUUAAAGGGGAGUUGCAAACAUAUACCUUGUAUAUUUUUUAUUUACAUGGUAAAAUGUUAUUGUUUUUGCUAAAUAAAUUAUUAAAUUAAAAAUAUAACAAAUUCUUCAUGUAAAACGAUAAUAUUGAACGGCUAAUUUUAGUUUAAUACUUUAUCUAUUCUUAAUAAAAAAUUAUUUGCUAAGUACUAACCAUGACAAAUUAGAUAGGUAUCAUCACAGUAUUUUGAUACGCAUUCUCCACUCUUUAUUUCGCCUUUAUCGUAGUUCUCCACUGUUAAGCGUAUAUAUAACAUAGAACAAAAUCAACCAAUGAGAAAUGGAGACUACGAUAUAGGCCAGAUGUGAAGAAGAUGCGUAUCUACUGCGCAAAACUAGUACAACUGUGAUGAUACCUAUCUAAUUUGUCAUGGUACUAACAAUAUAAUUUAAUUUAAUAUUGUUUUUUAAUUUAUUAUAAAUUAUCUUAUAUACAGGAUAAUUAUAAUCAUCACAUGCACCCAAUAUUAAUAGCAAAGCUGGGUACUAACUUAACUAGUUAGUUUUAAUUCAAAUUAACUUUGCAACUUAACUAGUUGAAUUGAAAGUGUAGAAUAAUCUAAUCUAACUCGUUAAAAAUAAUAAAUAACUAGUUAUUAUUAUAGUUUUUUUUUUUAAUUUAUUGAAUUUUUAAAUUCUUCAUUUUGUUGAACUUUCUAUAUUCUAAUGACUGAUAUUCCAAGAAAUUAAGAUAUUAGUAUAUUACCUACCUAUUUGAAACAUUUGAUUAAAUUAUCAGUUAACAAUUGUUCAAUUAAAUUUUAAAUUUAUAAUCAAUAAUUCAAGUUAGUUACCUGCCUACCUACAUUAAUAAUUAAUUUAUGUAAUACAUUGCAUUUGAAAAAAAUGUUUUUUACAUUUAUAUUUUAAACUAAAAAAAAACCUAACUUCAAACAUCUACUUUAAAACUAACUUAAGUUACUCUACUCUAACUUAAGUUACUAUUUUCACCAAACUAACUUCUAACUAAGUUAAAAAUGUUGGUACUAUUUAAGUAAUUUAACUUUAACUAGUUGAAAAAGUGACUUGCCCAGCUUUGAUUAGUAGGCAGUUAAUAAUUAAUUCUUAUUUACAAUAAGGAUGAAUAAAGAUGAAUAAGUAUGAUAAACAACAAAAAAGUAAUGCAAAUAUGUGAGUGGGAAUAUAUAGAACAUUUUUAUUAUACAUUU
Molecule: messenger RNA, 2671 nt
Organism: Metopolophium dirhodum (rose-grain aphid)
Lineage: Eukaryota; Metazoa; Arthropoda; Insecta; Hemiptera; Aphididae
Exons: 5
Coding region: 331-1311 (326 amino acids)
Source: RefSeq, a predicted model, not a curated record